Messenger RNA from Zophobas morio, 3012 nucleotides. RefSeq names its product NF-X1-type zinc finger protein NFXL1. Lineage: Eukaryota; Metazoa; Arthropoda; Insecta; Coleoptera; Tenebrionidae. The transcript is spliced from 10 exons. Bases 125 to 2701 code for a protein of 858 amino acids. Gene Ontology annotation, biological process: regulation of DNA-templated transcription. The record is from RefSeq and is a predicted model, not a curated record. Gene Ontology annotation, molecular function: RNA polymerase II transcription regulatory region sequence-specific DNA binding; DNA-binding transcription factor activity, RNA polymerase II-specific; zinc ion binding. Gene Ontology annotation, cellular component: nucleus.
CUGGUUGCGUCAUGUCAUACCAUAGUCGUCAUAACUUUGCUAGGUGGCAGAUAACCUUAAAACUUUACUAAUAAUUUCAUAAAAUUUUCCCGUACAAGAUGUUAUAAUAUACUUUUCCUAAAAGAUGGCCACCAGAAAAAAAGACACCAACAUUUGGAAUAAAAAUCGAAAUAGUAAUAAAAGUAGUGUUGGAAAAUUUAAUCCAGCUAAUCAAAAUGUUAAUUCACCAACACCCGCUGAACAGAAAUUUAAAGAAGCGCAAGGAAAAUUACAAGCUGCAAUUCGAAAACACGUGCAGGACUAUGAAUCGUCUUCAGAAGAAGAAGAAUUGGAGUCUGAAAAUAUUAUAGAUGGUAUUGUUAAAAAUUAUACAAGCACCGGAGGAAAAAAUGAAUCCUUGGGGCGAACAAAAGCGUUUUUGAAGGAUUCAUUUUUGUCAGGAACUGCUACCUGCCUUAUAUGCAUAUCCAGGAUUAAACGAGAUGCUGAAGUUUGGAACUGCAAUGAAUGUUACUGUGUCAUUCACCUCAAUUGCAUUCAGAGAUGGUCUAAAGAUACAAUUUACCAACAAAAACAAAUUCAAGAGAGCCCUAUUCAGGUACGUCAAGUAACAUUAACAUGGUGCUGCCCAAAAUGUAGGCGUAAUUAUCAAAUAGAGGACAUACCAGAUCGAUAUUUAUGUUUCUGUGGAAAGACAAAAAAUCCAAAACUACAACCAUUUUUGGUUCCACAUUCUUGUGGUGAGAUAUGUGGUAAAAGUUUAAUUCCUACGUGUGGGCACAAGUGCUUGUUGCUGUGUCAUCCAGGACCAUGUCCACCAUGUCCAGUGACCAUCGCUGUUAGUUGUUAUUGUGGCUCUCAACAACCUGUUACAAGGAGAUGUAGUGAUAAAGAAUGGUCUUGUGGUAAUCGAUGUGGUAAAUUACUAAGCUGUCAAAAACAUAGUUGCUCAGAACCUUGCCAUUUUGGCACAUGCAAACCUUGUCCAAAGAAAAGUUUACAAAACUGCAUGUGUAAAACUAACAGAAAAUUACGUGACUGUGCUACUCCUGAAUGGAGAUGUGAUAAGAUUUGCAAUAAGCCACUUUCCUGUGGAAACCAUAAUUGCUCAGUGAUAUGCCAUGAUGGUGCAUGUGAUCCUUGUCCUCUAACUGAGGUACGAUCGUGCCCAUGUGGCAAAAGUAAAUAUCAGUUGCCUUGUACUGAAGAAACACCAACUUGUCAAGAUACUUGUGAAAAAAUACUGUCUUGUGGUCUUCAUACAUGUAAUCAACGUUGUCACAAGGAAACUUGUGGGGUGUGCCUUGAAAUUGUUGAAAAGGCUUGUAAAUGUGGUCUACAUUCUAAAGAAGUACAAUGUUAUAAACCCUAUUCCUGUGAAACCAAAUGUAAGAGAAUGAAGGAUUGCAACAAACAUCCUUGUAAUAAAAAGUGUUGUGAUGGAAAUUGCCCUCCUUGUGAAAAACCUUGUGCUAGAACCUUAAACUGUGGAAACCAUAAAUGCACCUCAGUCUGUCACAGAGGUUUGUGUUAUCCUUGUAACCAAACAGAAACUGUCACUUGUCGCUGCGGCCAAACGAAAAUUACUGUACCUUGUGGAAGAAAGCACAAAACCAAACCACCUAAAUGUAACCAGUUAUGCACUGUACCACCAGACUGUCAUCAUGAAGCACGAGAAAGACAUAAGUGCCACUUUGGAGAUUGUCCACCAUGUAGACAAAUAUGUAGUAAACAACGUCUAAACUGUAAUCAUUUGUGCUCUUUUACAUGCCAUUCUGCUGUAAUGGUAAAAAUUGAAGCCCAGAAACCAUCUAUGCCUUGGGAACAAACAGAACCUCAAAUUGAACGAAAAUCUUUACCUUGUCCCGCGUGCGAAGAACCAGUAACAGUUACUUGUUUAGGUGGUCACGAAACCAGUGAUUGGCCCUGUCACAGAGCCGUGCCUUCCAGUUGUCAUAGACCGUGUGGACGUUCAUUAAAAUGUGAAAAUCAUAUCUGCACUUUUUCUUGUCACGUGGUUGAAAAUGCGCCUGACGGAAUUAAGGCCGGAAAAAAUUGUGAAGUGUGUGAAAGUCCAUGCACGAAAGAACGACCAGAAGGCUGCCAACACGAAUGUCCGAAACCAUGUCAUCCCGGACCUUGCCCACCUUGUAAACAGAUGCUGCGUAUAAGGUGCCACUGUGGUCUGAAUCAGCCCUAUGUGGCGUGUAGUGAAUGGUUAGUUUUGGAAAAAAGGGAAGAAAUAAAAUGCUGUGGAAACCAGUGUCCCAAAAAUUUUGAAUGUGGUCAUAGGUGUCGAACAAAUUGUCAUUCAGGUCCCUGCCCAAAUUCAGAACUAUGUAGGAGAAAAGUCAAAGUGACGUGUAAAUGUAAACGACUGAAGAAAGAAUUUUCUUGUGAAUUAAUGCGUAGUAAUGUUGCAAAAGUAGAAUGUGAUGAAGUUUGCGCGCAGAAAAAAAGUGAAGAACGAAGACUGCAACAAAUUGUUAGUGAACAGAAACGAAGAGAAGAAGAAUUAAGAAAUGAAAAGGAGUUGGCCAAAUAUAAAAAAUUAUUUGAGAAUAAGAAAAAGGGUCGCGAGAGAAGGUUGUAUGAUGAAAUAGAGGAAGUUAGUUUUAUAAAAAAGUAUUGGUUCAUAAUCACGUCGACCACAACGUUUGUAAUUUCUAUAUAUUUAUUUUAUCUACUUGGCAAUUUUUGAUAGAGAUGAAAUCUAAAUUAAUAGUUACAGAAAAGCCAAUGGGACCGGCCUUUCUUUUAAUUACCAAUUUUUAUGUAGGUGGUUACAUUUGUAGUAAAGCUUUUUUAGACUAGUUGCUAUGUACUUAUAAGAAAUAAAAAUACUUUCAUAUGGUAUAUACAUACACAACUUCUUUUAAGAAAAUGAUUCACACAGAUUUCAUGAUGCAAGCAGUGACAAGGUUUGCAAUGUUUUUUAAAGACACUAUUAGGCGGGUUAUUCAUUGUAAAAGAUAUAAUAGUAUGAUAUAAAUAAAAGACAGAAAAAAAUUA